AGGAGGGAGUAAAAAACAAGAUUCAACGGCCGACCAUUGCUGAGUGCUGACGUGUAUUAUCAGAGAGACAUUUUCUAUCUUUCUUCUCUUUGCUCUGUGUUCAUUAUCAGAUCUCUUUCUGUUUUGUUCUUGUCUCUGAUCUGGCUGGCAGGGGAACAAGAAGAAGAUUACAACAAGUGAUAUUAGUGAAGUUUUGUUAUAAUAAAUAAAACUUGAGAUUUGAGAGAUAAUGGCUGCCCCACCAGCAAGAGCUAGAGCCGAUUAUGAUUACCUCAUUAAGCUCCUUUUAAUUGGUGACAGUGGUGUUGGUAAGAGCUGCCUUCUUUUACGUUUCUCAGAUGGUUCCUUCACCACUAGUUUCAUUACAACCAUAGGUAUUGAUUUUAAGAUAAGGACCAUUGAGCUUGAUGGGAAACGAAUCAAGCUGCAAAUCUGGGACACUGCUGGCCAGGAGCGAUUCAGGACAAUCACAACGGCAUAUUACCGUGGAGCCAUGGGUAUUUUGCUGGUGUAUGAUGUCACUGAUGAAUCAUCCUUCAACAACAUCAGGAAUUGGAUUCGUAACAUAGAACAACACGCAUCUGAUAAUGUAAACAAAAUACUUGUGGGGAACAAGGCUGAUAUGGACGAAAGUAAACGGGCCGUGCCUACCGCAAAGGGUCAGGCCCUUGCUGACGAGUAUGGAAUAAAGUUUUUUGAAACUAGUGCAAAAACAAAUAUGAAUGUGGAGGAGGUCUUCUUCUCUAUAGGUAGGGAUAUAAAGCAGAGACUUGCUGAAACUGACUCAAAGGCUGAGCCUCAAACAAUUAAGAUUAACCAACCAGAUCAGGCAGGAGGAGCUUCACAGUCUGCUCAGAAUUCUGCAUGCUGUGGAUAAAAAAUAUAUGUUGAAUUAAGACAUCCACAGGGUAGUUAUGAUGCCGUUAAGGUUUGCUUGUAUUUUUCUCAGUAUUCUCAACUUGUUUUACAAAUUUGUCUUUCUAAAGUUGUUCCCAUUACGAGGAAUCCAUUUAUACAUCAUUGCCACUUUGUUGUUUCUAA
Erigeron canadensis is the source of this 1041-nucleotide messenger RNA. RefSeq names its product ras-related protein RABE1c. Bases 230 to 877 code for a protein of 215 amino acids. Lineage: Eukaryota; Viridiplantae; Streptophyta; Magnoliopsida; Asterales; Asteraceae. The transcript is spliced from 9 exons. Gene Ontology annotation, biological process: protein secretion; regulation of exocytosis. Gene Ontology annotation, molecular function: GTP binding; GTPase activity. Gene Ontology annotation, cellular component: plasma membrane. The record is from RefSeq and is a predicted model, not a curated record.